This is a messenger RNA of Astrephomene gubernaculifera, 1346 nucleotides long. NCBI's taxonomy places the organism in Eukaryota, Viridiplantae, Chlorophyta, Chlorophyceae, Chlamydomonadales, Astrephomenaceae. The record is from the annotation of a GenBank genome assembly.
AAUAAUUGUAUAAAAUACGCCACACGCUCGUUUAAAGUCCACCAGUCACCACCCUCAGCACCAUGGCUCGCCAGCGCUCUGCCCCGGCACCUGCUUCCCGCUCUGCGGCCGCUGCAGCUUCGCGCCCUAAGCCUGCUGCUUCGGCUCCUCCCCCGCCUCCGCCUCCCGCCGCUCCGGCCGCACCUGCUGCUCCAGCUGCGGCUCCUGCGUCAUCCGGGGGUUGGUUCAGCCGGCCUGCGGCUCCCCAGCCGGUUGCUCCGCCUCCCAUGGCUGCACCUGCCCCCGCCGCUCCUCCCGCUGUGGCCUCAAGCGGCGGUGGCAUCAUGUCGGGCUUGAUUGGCACCGUUGUGCAAGGUGCUGCUCUUGGCACGGGCAGUGCCCUUGCCAACCGCGCCGUGGACGCCGUGAUGGGCCCUCGCACCGUUGUGCACGAGCACCAGGGUGCGCCUGCCCCCGCUGCGCCUGCUGCCACUGCCAUGCCCCCUGCUGAGGGGCCUUGCGCGGGCCAGGUCAAGGCUUUCGCUGAGUGCAUGAGCAAGAACGGAGGCGACAUGGGAGCCUGCCAGUGGUACUUUGACACCAUGCAGCAGUGCAAGCUCGGCAGCGCGUAAGCAGCAGAUUGCUGUGGAGUGUGCUGCAGGUGGUGUGCGUGUGUGUGUUUAAAUCAUGAAUGGCGCUGGAUGUUCGGGUAUACUCGCUAUUGUGCUCCGGAGCACAGGGCUUGGGCCCUGCGCUCUCCGUUAUCAUAGUCCCCCCCGUGAACCUUCCCAACCUAUCCUGUGUUUUUUAAGCCUACAUCGGGAGUAGGUCUUCAUUCUAUUUGUUAAGAACACUUGGUCUUCAAUUCCCAGGUAGGCGUCAUAGCGUGGCACCCGACGUCUGCAAAUGCCGUACAUGAAGCUGUUGCAGCGCUUUAGGUGUAUAAAGCGCGCCUGCUGCUGUGGUUGUGGAGACAUUGUCGGUGUGUCAGGGCUUUGGUUUGCCGGGAAUGCUCAAACUCCGUAUAUGGCUCCCCAGGGCCCCAUCUCGUAGUUACCCUCGUGAGAGGCCUUUCUGGUGUUUUGUCCUUGGCGCCUUGAAAUGCCAAGUCUUGGCAGAGGCGUGCAUACAUGUCGUGAUGUAACACCGUGAGGAAUAUUUACCGCAAGCCGUGCUCUACAGGUGUACAGAAAUGCUAUGUUGGGAGCAGUGUGCUGGGCAUAAGGGAAGCCAAAUACAGGCGGCUCCUCGGGUAUGAGUUUGCAGCAGCUUUAGGGCAGCCCGCAAUGACACGUGGCAUGGUCAGAUGAGACUACCAGUAGUUCAAAAGGGAAGGACGAAGGGGAUGACGUGGAGAGGACCAGAGC